UGAGGCAAGUAUUUAUUAUAUAAAAAUCACUAUUUAUUAUUAAUAUUAUUAUUAUUUUAAUAUAUUAUUUUAAUAUAAAUAUGAAAUCGCUUCGGAACGCUGAUGACAAGGAUGGAUGACAUUGAGAAAACCCUCAAAGAAAAUGUUAUUGAUAAAGGUCUUCUAUUGGCUCAAACACACACGCUGCGCAAAUGUAAGGUGGUUUUAGCUAAAGUCCAUCACUCCAUUGGACGAUUGGUAGGAGAAAUAGAAAAUCCCAUGCAAAUUGAAAUAGCGUCAAGACUACCAAUCUGCACACUAGACGCCGCGCUGGAUUUCGAAGAUAAAUUAAAUUCGAAAGAGUUUGCUGACGAAACGAAAAUUCAUCUUCAACAAAUAAAAGGAGCAAAUGCAUCUGUAGAUGAGGUGAUGCGAAAAAUCUUCACCGACAAUGUCCUUUUCGAAUUUAGUUUUGAUGGAAGGAAACAAAAACGGGCGCUUAACAAGCUUAAACUUGUUAAUGAAGUUUUAUUCGGUAAUUUUAUUAUUAUUUUUACAAUUAUUUUUAUUUUUUUUUAUUUUUCUUAAUUUUUAUUUAUUUGAAUAUGUAUAUAAUAUGUGUACGGAUGCAAUGGAUGUAAUGAAUGCAAUAAAUUAAUUUUUUUAUAAUAAUAAUAGUUUUUUCAUAACAAUUUAAAAUAAAAAAUUCAAUAAAUUUUUAAAAUUGUAUUUGUUUUAUUUUAUAUGGAGUAGGAUCACAGGAUUAGUAUACGAUACUACUUUACCAUCGUACUACUUUACCAUCAUACUACUUUACCAUCAAACUACUAUACCAUCCUACCAUGGGUUAAAAAGAGACAAGCAUAUGACAAAGUGAUGGUAAAUUUGUAUGCAAAGAAAAAGGAUAGACAACUCACACGUAUUCAAAGUAUGCGAUAGAAUCUUCCCAUGCCUCUGUACAAACUGAUGUAAACUAUUCGAAUUUUUCACGCAUACUAUCCAUAGUUAUACGGCAGGUUUAUGGCAUUAUAUAACGUAUAGUCUUCUUGCUGGGGAU
Messenger RNA from Bactrocera dorsalis (oriental fruit fly), 1036 nucleotides. RefSeq lists its product as uncharacterized. The transcript is spliced from 3 exons. Bases 103 to 567 code for a protein of 154 amino acids. The record is from RefSeq and is a predicted model, not a curated record. NCBI's taxonomy places the organism in Eukaryota, Metazoa, Arthropoda, Insecta, Diptera, Tephritidae.